GCCCUCCCGAGAGAGAGGGCCGGGGUGCACUUGAUGGCUUUUGUUUGUUUGUUUUUUCCUUGGAGAGCAGCAGUAGCGGGAACUGAACGUGCGUCAAGGCAAGCCGGUUCUUUUCUGUUUUCAGUUUCUCGCGAUGUGACUCUUGUAAUCCGCCCGAGGAACGCUGCGCGGCUGGGGUAGUUGUGGCUGGUUAGCAGCGCAGGAUAGCGUUUCCUUGGCACCGGCACUUUAACCACCUUUACACCGUAGUAUCCCAGGGUGGAAAAAACAGACUCACAAGCAGACUUCCUUCAUUGCUUCCAAGGGAAAGCACAAAAAGAAACAGUUUGAUAAUGCCUGAAAUUCACUGAAGAUACUUCAUGAUGAUACAUUGCCACCGUUUAUAUUUGCCAAACGCUAGUGCCUCUUAAAAUUAAAUGUUUUGGCCUAGAAAUGGGGAUGAGUCAGGGAGCACCGAAGAGAGGAUGACUAAGAGACUGUGGCGGCUCCACUUUCUGUAGAUUCAGCAGAACUCCUUGUACUGCAGCAUGAUGCUACCCCUGUUUCCGAGCUGUCCGUGGUCCCUUGUUUCUGGAGGCUUCUGAAAUCCUUUUGUAAUUUUCAUAUGCCAUACACUGGAAGAGAUACUUGAUGGGCUCGAGUAGUGAGGAGGUUGCGUCUCUAGAUGAUGUCUGAUCAGCAAAUUGAAAGAACCCUGAUUACCAACAGAUCCUUCCAAAAAUGUUCCUUCCCUGAACCCUUGUCUCGUGUAUUUGUUCAUUUACGCUAGGCACGACUCCAUUCCUGUGGUGCUCGCUGAGCUGAUACUUCAUGCCCCAAGAGAGCAGUAUCUGCUUUUAUCUAUAAACUUCAAAGCUUCCUUUCAGGCUUUAUGUGGUGUUGGUAAUAGUUGUGAUGUGUAAGUUUUGCUUUGUUCUGUUAUUUUAUCUCACCGAAUCUUGCAUCAUUUUAUCUCCUGAGAUUUCUUCACUUCCUGCAAUCCCAGUUCUCUGGCAGGAUUGCGUGAAGUCUUUCAUCGAGAAUCAGUGCAGUCUUACAAAUUCUUAAAAGACCUUGUCUUGAAAGACAAAAGAUUGAUACUUGGUUUAUGGAAAAUCCAAGUACUAUCAAAAAAGCACAAACUUCCUAGAGGAGUGAUCUUCCAAAGACACAAGACUUCCUACGUUCCCCAGGUGUUCAAACCAGGGAGCCUAGAAGGCCUGAUUUUUAUAAUGAGGGGCCGUAUGGAAGAUUUUUUUUCCUGUGAUUUUUUUUAAAAAACCAAAACACACAGCAAACCAACCCCUGCAAAAAAACUUAAUGAUCUAAAACGACGCAUUAAACCCAGGGCUGCAGAUAUCACAAAGUAACAUGGAAAACGUCUUAAGGCUUUAGAAUACUGCUUCAGAAAAAUUUCUGUCCUAUCACCUCUACUUCAUAUUCAAGCUGCAUUAAAUUAAAAAAAGGUGUGCCAAAAUGUCAGAAAGAUCAGAUAUUCUUCACUUCAAGUUUGACAGUUAUGGAGAUUCAAUGUUACAGAAAAUGAACAAACUGAGGGAAGAAAACAAAUUUUGUGAUGUCGUGGUCCAUAUAGAUGAUGUUGAAGUUCAUGGGCAUAAAAUUGUAUUUGCUGCUGGCUCUCCCUUUUUAAGAGAUCAGUUCUUACUAAAUGACUCCAGAGAUGUAAAAAUCUCUAUACUGCAGAGUUCAGAAGUGGGGAGGCAGCUGCUUCUGUCCUGUUACAGCGGCAUUCUGGAGUUUCCUGAAAUGGAACUGGUAAACUACUUGACUGCCGCAAGCUUUCUGCAGAUGAGCCACAUCGUUGAACGCUGUACACAGGCCCUCUGGAAGUUUAUAAAGCCGAAGCAGCCCUUGGAGAGCAAGGAGUGUGAACAGCAAAGCGACUCCUCUGAGCUGAAGGACCAUCAAGGAGAUGACGACUCUCUGCAGCAAGAUUCUCCUUGUAUUCAACCUUCAGAAGACAGUAUGGACAUGGAGGAUAGUGAUAUUCAGAUCAUCAAGGUAGAGUCCAUUGGGGAGGUAACGGAAGUUAGGAACAAGAAGGAUCAGAACCAGUUUAUUUCUUCUGAGCAAACUGCACUGCAUUCCUCAGAGCCUCAACACUUUCUCAUCAACUCCACUGUUGAAAACAGAGCAAGUGAGAUAGAGCAAAACCACCUCCAUAACUACGCCCUUUCAUACACUGGCACUGAUAACAUCAUUCUGGCCUCUAAGGAUAUGUUUGGGCCUAACAACCGAGGUAUAGACAAAGGCCUCCAGUGGCACCAUCAGUGCCCAAAGUGCACGAGAGUAUUUCGGCAUCUGGAAAACUAUGCUAAUCACUUAAAGAUGCAUAAAUUAUUUAUGUGUCUACUCUGUGGCAAGACAUUCACUCAGAAAGGCAAUCUCCACCGGCACAUGAGAGUGCACGCAGGCAUCAAACCGUUCCAAUGUAAGAUCUGUGGGAAAACGUUCUCUCAGAAAUGUUCCUUACAGGACCAUCUCAACCUGCACAGUGGGGACAAGCCCCAUAAGUGUAACUACUGUGACAUGGUUUUUGCGCAUAAACCCGUUCUGAGGAAACAUCUUAAACAGCUACACGGUAAAAAUAGCUUUGACAAUGCCAAUGAAAGAAACGUUCAAGACAUAACAGUGGACUUCGAUUCAUUCACAUGUAGCGCUGCUACAGACGGUAAGGUCUGUCAGCAAGCCGAUGCAAGCCAGGUACUGGAUGCAGGGAAGCUGCCUCAGGCUGUGCUCAGUUUAAGAAAUGAUAGUACCUGCGUCAAUUAAGCAAUUAAAACCAGCCCUUUGUAGGGAUCGUGACUGAGAGGAGCAAACAGUUGGUUUGGGCUCUUACCUAAACUAGCCUGAAAGGCUACGGAUGGAUGGAUGGAUGGAUGGCAGGUUGGAUUGCAAAACCUGGCAGGUCUUCAGCCAUCAUUCUUAGUCUUACUUGAUAUUUUCUGUGAAUAGCAAUCUUCCUUCAGGUUUCUGUCUGUGUCUCUACUGUGGAUUAUGGGGUUAAUUGUUUCAUUUCUCUCUGAUUAGGAGACUCAAGACUAACACCUUCUGAAAGACUGUUGCUGUGGGCUGCAAGUAAACCAUCUGCUGUACAUUUAGGGGCCUCUCUCUGUCUGGGCAGAUGGAGGAAAGAGCAAAGAGGACAAAUCUGUGAGAUAACCCAAUUAUUUUUUUUUUUAAAGCACUGGAUAACUGAAAGCACUCCAUAUAGUUAAAUUUAAACUUACCUCUUAAAAAUUGUCUUUCUCUGAUCUUACCCCUAGACCCCUACACUUGAAAUGAAGUAUUUUUGUGUCACUUUUUUGCCCUUUCUAAACUAUUUCAAGGAACUUCUGCUGCCAGUCAACGCUAUCUUAAAAAGCUCUCAGGGUUUUUAACCUCAACAUGCAUUAUGAAAAGAGAAAACCCUAAAUGAUUUGGCAGGGCUAGCUGAUGAUUGCAUAGAACUGUUCAAAAUGAAUUGCAGCUCUGGAAUGUGAGAGGCCGGUGCCUGGAGUGCAAGUAUGACCUAUUUCUUACGCUGUCAUACCUAGGAUUUUUAAAGGGCACUUACCAGCGUAUGUACUGAGACAAGCUAAACACUUCAAAACUAAAAAUUAUCAUCCAUCUUCCAUAAAUUUUGCUUCACAUAGGCCACAACAGUUACUGGUUUUAGAGCAAAGCCGGAGUGGAGAAAUACUGCUUUUUGACACUGUGAAAAGAAUCUGUUUUAAAAGCUGCAGUGUGUAACAACUCCAUGCUCUUCCUUUUUUUUUCUUUUUUUUUUUUUUUUUUUUUUUUUUUCUUUUUUCCCCCUUAGUGCUUGUAUAUCUCACCUUGAUAUCUAAUAAGGGCCACAUGUCAGUUUACUUGAAAAAAGAAAACAAAAAUACCUGCCAUAAAAAGAUUAACAUCAUCAAUUUUUUUGAUUUCUUGGACAUUCAGAGAAUACUUUUUUUUUAAGUGACCUGCAUAGUUCAUGACCAUUAGUGUUUUACAGAGCCUAGGAUGAGGUAUAGGUAGCACAAUUUCCAUAGGUUAAUAUAUCAGCAAUUGACUGUACUCAGCAAUACCUCUUAUAUACCGCCUUAAACAUCAAAUGUAGCGGGAAUGGCAUGUGAAUUGGGAUUCUGGGAUUAUACCAUAUUACUUCUCAAAAGUGCCGUGGAAUUAUCCGCAUCCCAAUCAGGCUGAAAGAAACUAAUAUAUCUGAGGAACACCAUUCCCAGUAGAACUCUUAUUACAUUGAAGUGUAGCAUAGACUAAUAAUCAAAUGGCUGAUCCUCGGUAGAGAACUGCUGUUUGUAUUUGGAAUAAGUAUUUCUUCCAAUGCAGCUCUUUUCCACAAGGUUUGCCAUGAGGCUGAGAUUAUGCUUCCUACCUAAAAGUAGUACUGUUUGUGUGUUUGAAUGAGGGGGUGGGGGUGAAAGGCUGCUAUUGUGUGGUUAAAAAUGCUAAACAGGUAUGACCAAAGGUGUGUUAGAGCAAAAAAUGUUUUGUAUGUAAUUAUCAAAAGUUGGUCUUGAUCUUCAGAUACGUGUGUGUGUGUAGAAGCCAGGAUUUCCUUAUGCGGACAUUACACUGACGGACGAUAAAAAGCGUUAAUCUCGCAGAACGUUUUCAGAAAUCCACGUACUUUCAAGUAGAAAAGCAAGGUGAUUCUGUGAAUCAGUUUUUGCAAUUGAGUUUUUAAACUACUGUACUUGACUGUUACAUGAACUAUUACAUGGACAGCUAUGAAGUAAGCAAUGGAAAUGGAGUCAGGCCAUUACAUCUUUCAAGUUGUAGCAAAUAUAUUUAGGCCUAAAAUCUAACUAUUUGGAACUUUUUAAAAUUACCGUUCAGGUUCCUGGGGCAGAAAAUAGGUUUGCAUGGGAAGAAAAACUGGUUUUCCUCUUAAAGCAACCUGCUUCCAGAAUCGUUUCGAGCUAAAACUGACCGUGACAGUUGCACCUGACACUUGCAUUUUGUCUUCAGGCAGAAUCUUCUGUAUUGUUCAAACAUUUUGGUAACAUUCACUAUAUGGAAACAAGUUAUAGCACUAACAUCGAAACAAAGAUAGACAUGGAGAAUAAGAGCUUGCAGAGCCAGGUCAACAUGCUGUAAGGGACUAGUGAACAAUCUAACCAGACAUGGACAUGGACAUGAUAAAUAAAACUAUCUUCUGCCAGAGAAAGGAAUAAAACUGUACAAAUGCUAGAAAAAGUGGCAGCAAAAUGAACAGUACUGAAAGCUUUGUCUGUCUGGGAAGGUUUUUUUUCAUGGAAUCAUGAAGCUGUAAUGAUACUGCAAGGAGAAUACAACUUGUUGAAGUAGCUGCAGGUGACCUGAAGCUGAUACAAAGAGACAAGGGGUUUCCUAAGAAACAAAAAAAUUAUUUGGUCAAGAUACAUAGGUUUUCAGUCCACCCCCUGCUGUGGGGGUGUCAGCGUCCAAGAAGGGUGAGACUGCUGGCCGUUCAGUUAAAAGGCUGCCUGUGGUCAUUUGGUGAGACCAUGGCAGAAAUAAAUAGCAAAAAGAUGACACGCAGAAGACUGCUUCUUCAAUGAAAAUGGAUGCAUCUGUUGGAUGAAGAGUGACUUCUUACUAACGUCUGUGCUUUUGGCCUGGCAAAUGGGUGCAGACCAAAAGAUUGAUGCAGGAGAUGGCUGUGUGGCUCCAGAAACACUGGAGAUCUAAGAGGGCAAUACGCUGAUGGCACGGUGCAAAGUGCGCUGGUGGUAGAGUUCAUCUAACAGACAAGUGAAGAGUAUAGAAGAGGUGUUAGAAAAGAAAAAUCUGGCUAAUGCUUCUUCUCUGAAUUACAGAUUAAAAUGGAGUGAGAAUUAUUAUAAAUGGAAUACACAGAGGCAGCUUGAUUAUAGAAUGAGAUGAACUUAAUUGUCCAUGUUUGUAAAAUGUUGUCUUCAUUGCAAUGUUCCGAUUAGUGAAAGACUAGAUCCAUUGGUUGUUGCUACUGAUGCUGCAUAUUCAGAUGAGGACUAUGGCAGUUAUCAUAAUCUGUGUGUUAAUGUGUAGAAUACUAUUUGCUGGUAAGUGGAUAGUCUCACAAGUUAAUGUGCUGUACAACUUCCUGCAUAUCCUAAAAAUAACUGAAGUCUAUUACAAAAAUAUUUUAAUAACUUCUUGAAAAUAUUAGGAUUUUUUUUUAUGUUGGCAUUUUAUUUAUUUUUUUUUUUAUAUAUAUAGGAGAAGAAAAUCUUAGAACUCCUUAGGUUUACCAGAGGUUUAGGCUCACCGCUUUUCUGAGUGGUGGUAGCUUGUGUAGCCUGUGUUCCCCCAGCCUGUGCCGCUGCACAGCCUCCUGUAUAGGUCAGGGAUGAGCCUUUCCUUAAUUUAUUUUUUUUCUUUUGGAAGACGUGUUUUGCAAGUUAGUAACUGAUAAAAUUGAAGCGUCAGUCUUUUUCUCCUGUAGCUUUUUUGGCAAAACUUAGAUAGCUGCUGCUGAACUUUUCUUGAAAUAACUUAAAAAUUAAUUGUGUGGGGGCCGAUUUUGGUUCUGGAGUCAUUGGGAGGAGUGAAGGCGAGGAGGGAGAAUCAAAAUGUGAGACGUACUGAAACUGUUGAGAGAAUUCUGAAGUCAUGUGAAGUCUUGAUUACUUUUUAAAAAACCAAGGGGGGAGAAUAGUCGGCCCUCCUGGCGUGGUGAGGGUUGAGGAGGCAGAACGGACGUUUUUCCUUUGAGAUUGUAUAAUCGACGGACUGAGCAUUAGCUACCUCUUCAGUGACUGGGCAGAAGCCUCAGCCCAAGUGUCGUUACCAAAGCAGGCGGGGCAGCGGCUGCCGGCGCAGCCUCCUCCCGCGCUGG
Egretta garzetta (little egret) is the source of this 6790-nucleotide messenger RNA. It is a transcript of the gene ZBTB26, whose product is annotated as zinc finger and BTB domain containing 26. Gene Ontology annotation, molecular function: protein binding. The coding region runs from base 1456 to 2772 and encodes 438 amino acids. Lineage: Eukaryota; Metazoa; Chordata; Aves; Pelecaniformes; Ardeidae. The transcript is spliced from 2 exons. The record is from RefSeq and is a predicted model, not a curated record. Gene Ontology annotation, biological process: regulation of immune system process; negative regulation of transcription by RNA polymerase II; regulation of cytokine production.